UGAACAGACGACGAAGGAUUUUAAAAAAUCGUAGCAACCAUGUGGUGAAAUUUGAAUUUCCUUUCUUCGUUCGCUCUUGGUUGCUGGCCGAUCAGCUGACAAAGCGGUUGUGUCACACAGUCACAUUCUGUUCCAGUCCUUGAAACCAUACGGAGGUUUCUGCUGUUUCUGGUUCCUGUUUAGUAGUUGAUAGAACGAAACAAAAGAAACAGCAUUUUACCCUUGGGAACAAUAGAGUCGGUUCAAGGGCAUCGGACGGUCAUGACGGAAGAAAGCUUUAACAAAGCGCCAGGCUCAGAAUUUUCCAAGAUUCGCUCCUCAACAGUCGUUACCAUAGGCAACAUGAAAGUAGCACCAACGACUUCCGCUUCCUCUGCAAUCCUCCAAGAACGACCAUUGACCUCGUCGGCCUCUACGGGGUUAUCUAUGAAUCAAGAUUUACCGUACACAAUUCUGCAAUAUGGGCACUUGCUACCAACGUUGCUUCAACCGGGGUUUUCCGUUUAUCAUCCACCACCACCACCAUUGCCGGUGACAAUUCCAGUAUUCUAUCAACCAGUUAAUGGGGCCGUGCCCCAACCGCAGCCAUUCGAUGCAAACAUGUUUUAUCGAUGCAUGCCACAGCUUCCCACUGGUAAUGAUGUUGUUGGACAGAAAAUCAACCAGGCUAGGAAGCCAGGAAAGGUUGUGCAAAGCAAAAUGAAGUUUAAGGAACCCGCGAUUGAUGUUCGAAGGCAAGAUGUAUUGACUAGUGGCAGCGAUGGUUCGCUCAGCCCUAUUACAUUACCAUUGAUAACGACUGACAGUCCUAGGGAGAUUGGUUUUGGCGGAACUGGAAUUGUAGUACAUCAGGAGAAACUUGUUACUCUGACUGAGAUGGCCAUGCAAGGUUGCGAAGUAGCAGAGCAGCUGGCAAACAACCAUCAGAAACGACCAUGUUUCAAAAAGAUCGAUAGCCUAUGCGCCCGUAUGAAGCAGGAUCUCAUACGGCCAGAUAGUGUUUUGGCUAAUAUAAAUUCUCAAGGGAUGGCCUGGGCGGUUAAAGAUUUCAUUUUCGUUUUCACUCGUAUUAUUAAUGCUUGGAUCAUCAUUAAAGGAUAUGUCUACAAUACGCCAGAAGGUUUAGACCGGGUACAGAAGGUUUUGAGUCCGGAUUUCUUGGAUAAUUUUUUGAAGUGGCAAGAUUCGACGAUUGAUUUUGUCGAUAGUUUGAUCAAAUCUUUUACAAGUUUGGAUCAGAUGGUACAGAAUCAACGAACAAGUGGCGUUCAGAAAGAAUCUAUUCCAAAAGGUGGAGGAGUGCGUCAAUCCAAAACAGACGAAGAGAAGGAACGUGGUCUUCAAGAGUUAUACGAGUAUUUGAAGGACAUCAUACCGAAUCUAACAGACAAUAAAGCUUCAUCCUCUUCAGAUAACGCCAGUAGCAGUGACCUAUCCGAUCGCAGCAGCGUAAUUUACGAUAACAGCAAAAAUUACUUAGUUCCUGUCGUUAACGACUCGGAACAGACACAAAUGAAACAUAAUGAACAUGGAACUUACUUCAAGACAGGAAUUUACGAACCAGUUAAAAAACCGCCGGGAUUCGGAUCCAGCCCGGUGGCGUGCUCUAUGAAAAUGCCAUUCCCUUUGACGGACACUAAUACUUUUGUGACGUCCACACCGAAAAUAUUGAAAAACCCCUCCCCUCCAAACCGGCACGAUCUACUGGGUUCAGUCUGCAAUAAUAGUUACGAUAGCAUCCACGCAGUGAACCAGUUGACAGAUAUUUCAUUGUCGUUGCAAAUGGAUUUUUUCAAUGAUGCCAUAAUUCGUCAAACUUUCGAUAGCGAAACUGUCGCAAAGAUACAUUUCCUAUUGCAGAAAAUGUUCACCGUAAAUGAGACGAAGUACUUUUUUGAUCUGCGUUUUUCGAAGAAUUAUUUUCCAGAUUUUCAUACGGUUAAUCCAAGUUUCAUAGAUAUAAGGUCAAUUAUUUCGAAGGCUCAAAUCGGAGGUUACCAUAAUAUCCACGAAAUAGUUUAUGACCUGAGGCAAAUCGUUCAGGCGGCCCGUCAUUAUCUUGAGCAAAAACCGCAUUUGUUGCUCAAAGAAACGGCCGAUGAAUUCGAGCGCAAUCUAGAAGAUAUUCUCAGUGAUAAAAUUUUCGAUUGUUACGAUUUCAGUUGCCUUCCGGGGUCGACCUCGCCGGCUGUAACAACCAGCAGCAAUAGCAGCACCAUGACAGCCUGUUCGGGCGACUUCUGAUUUUAGUAUUACCGUAGCUUUUAAUUCCAGCAUAGACAGAUAUACAUUUUAGUUUACAGAGCGAUGUGAUAUUGAGCAAAAGUCGUUAAUUUGUGAGUAAGUUUUAAAUCCACCGUAAAUGUUCAGGGAUGAAAAGUAACAAUUAGCAGCUAUCACAGGCAGGAAAAUGUGCUCCAAUCAACCAAUUGACUGACCUGGCAAAAUUAAAGUUAGAAGGUGCUAGUUGCAGAUCGUAGCGUAGCGGCUUCAAAUUGCUACCGUAGCUAAUGUUAAAUAUCGUUAGUUCUAACUGGUUUAAAAUCAUUGAAUGACAAUUUCACAGUCACGAUUAAUUUGAUCACAGAAAAGUUUUUAGCAUUUUUGGUAAAGUGGAAAAAUUUUAAGCAUAGAGAAAUUCCUAAUAUGUCACUUAAAAAGUUUUUAAUUCGGAAAUGAAAUGUU
Messenger RNA from Topomyia yanbarensis, 2685 nucleotides. RefSeq names its product protein mitoshell (gene mtsh). The coding region runs from base 262 to 2244 and encodes 660 amino acids. NCBI's taxonomy places the organism in Eukaryota, Metazoa, Arthropoda, Insecta, Diptera, Culicidae. The record is from RefSeq and is a predicted model, not a curated record. Gene Ontology annotation, molecular function: protein binding. The transcript is spliced from 7 exons.